UUCCAGCCAGUGAGUGGUGCAUCCGGGACUUUGGGCCUCGAACUCGGAGAAGGUCACAGCUGACCUGACGACUCGCACCGCAACACGCGGAAUUCUUGCUGGGACGGCGGCGGGAAAGGACGACGACAAACUACCGAAAAAGUCAUGGCAGCACGAAAGGUGUGUGAGGGUUUCGGAGUGGGGGGAUUCGGAUACCAUCAGAUGCCAGUGAACCAGCCUAUGACAGAAGCAGAGAUGAACAUAAGCACCAACACCAGUAGUACCAACUUGAAGGACAAGCGCUCUCGCAUCUUUAUUGGUAAUCUGAACACCUUCAGGGUGACCAAAGCUGAUGUAGAGGAAAUCUUCUCUUAUUACGGCUACAUCAAGGGCUGCUCCGUCCACAAGGGCUAUGCCUUUGUCCAGUACACCAAUGAGGCUGAUGCAAGGGCAGCAGCAACCAGUGAAGAUGGCCGUAUGUUGGCUGGGCAGGUUCUAGAUGUGAACAUUGCCUCGGAGCCAAAACCUAACCAGAAGCCACCUGGCCAAGGGCCCACAAAGAGAGGAGCUCCAUCCACCAACUGGGGCAGUGGUGUUGGGAUGGACUUCCAGAGUGAUCCAAACUACACCGGGUUUGACCAGCCUCCCCCACUGAUGGGUGGUCCACCUGCCAAGAGGCCGCGCCCAGGGAUGAUGGGCAAACCCAAAAUGGGCACACAGAACAGGCCAAAGGCACUCGCCUCUGUGGCAGCAGCAGCCACGGGCGUGCCAAGCAUAUCAGGGUCCACAGACAUCCUCAUUUGUGGCAUGUGCAAACAGGUCUUCAACAACAUGGCAGUCCUGCAGGCCCACAAGACACAGGGCUGCCAGCUCAAGUUUGUCUGCAAGUGCAGCGAGCUGGCAGGGGAGUUGACAGGCCCAGCCAAGCCCGCGUCUUGGGUGUGCAUCUUGUGCCAAGAGACAUUUGAGGGAGCCUGGCCCCUGAUGUACCAUGCACAGACACAGCACGGCACCACCAUCUUCCAGGACAACCCUGAGGUGAAGGAGGAGGAGGAGGAACAGAAGGAGGAGUCUGCCCAGAAUUCACAGAACGGAAACGGGGAGGAGGAACAGCAGACAGCUAUUGAAGAGCAGAACUGAUGCCUCCUUGCAGAUCUUGACUGAAAGACAGCCCUAACCUAGCACACCCUGCAUCGGCCGAUGGAUAUGAUUCACAGGGGACAAAAGGCUCUUAUUGUUUCACCCAGCGAGGAGGCCAUAGAUUAUUGCUAUACUUUAGAUUUGUUACAUUUAGUCCUCUGCAGCUGCAUGUUAUGGUUUCUGCUGUUAAGUGUGGUAUUAUAAUAGUAAAUCUAAUUUGCUUAUUAUUGGCUUAACAAAUUCUGCAGAAAAAUUUUUAAAUAGAUAUGUGCUGUUGGUAUAAUCACCAAAUGACUUUUUGUGGAAUAUAUGUUCAGCACUGGAGGGUUAUUUGCCAUAAAGUCAUUUUGUUAAGUAGGUUUUGGAGAUUCUCAACAGUAUUGUAUGACUCGUAUGUUUGUUUAAAGAAAUUUGCUCUAUAUCUUUGUCAAGUGCAUACAUUACCACUGACAGAAAUGGAAUUUUAGCAUGCCUUUGUACCACCAAUCAGCAUUGUGACCACAUUAUUGGUCUGUGGUAUUUCUUUCCAACAAAAUGAACAGGAAGCAAACAUUCUUUCCUUCAUUUUAAUGGGUGGGCCAGAAUCCAAACAAACAGAUUUCAAAGCAGCUUGCUAAAUUUUGCUCAGUCUCCUGCUACCAGGCAUUAAGAUAUCUCUCACUACCACACAACAAAACUGCUGUGCACCACACUAUUUAGCCACUGACUUCUUUUUAAAUUAACUGAAUAAAGCACAUUUGGAUUGCUUCAGCAGUAUGGUCUUAAACAGAAUGGGUCCAUUUAAUUUGAUAGUAUUUGUCUGUACGACAAGUCAACAACUGUAAACUUUUUAUCAAUACAAACAAAGUAGAUGAGUGACUGGGCUUGGAAUCAUCAAGUCCUUCCAGUACCCUGGGUAGUAUUUUUACACCUACCAUUCUCUAGUACAAGAAAUGACUGUUGGACGGCUUCAGCAGAGUAGAAAGAACUCCUGUAGAUUGUCACAGAUUUAUACAUACUGUUUAAAAAAAUCAUGUAAAUUAAAAUAGAAUAUUAGUACAUGGUGGGUAGAUGGUCUCAAAGCCACCAGGUUUUACACUCAAUGUGACCACUAAUGUUUUGACCUCUGCCACUAAAUGUCUUUGAUGUUUUUACUGUCUCCUGAUUGUAUAGGCACAAGGAUCUUCACAGAAACAGGUGUCAGUGAAAAUGUACUCGUGUUUAUCUCAAUAAAGACCUAUUU
Molecule: messenger RNA, 2341 nt
Organism: Branchiostoma belcheri (Belcher's lancelet)
Lineage: Eukaryota; Metazoa; Chordata; Leptocardii; Amphioxiformes; Branchiostomatidae
Product: RNA-binding protein Raly-like
Exons: 10
Coding region: 145-1119 (324 amino acids)
Cellular component (GO): nucleus
Molecular function (GO): RNA binding
Source: RefSeq, a predicted model, not a curated record